This is a messenger RNA of Paramecium tetraurelia, 1059 nucleotides long. RefSeq lists its product as uncharacterized. The record is from RefSeq and is a predicted model, not a curated record. Gene Ontology annotation, molecular function: GTPase activator activity. NCBI's taxonomy places the organism in Eukaryota, Ciliophora, Oligohymenophorea, Peniculida, Parameciidae. Gene Ontology annotation, cellular component: cytoplasm. The transcript has 7 exons. Gene Ontology annotation, biological process: small GTPase-mediated signal transduction.
AUGAAAUUAUGUUCAUCAUACGAAGUCCAAGGAUUACUAAAUGCAGGCUUGGAUAAAAAGGAAUAGCCUAUUUAUGUUUUGCUCUAUAAUUAGAUUAUUCAAAAUAAAAAUGAGGAAUUGAUAGUGAAUAAAUUAUAAUCCUACUUUCAAUAAUUCAGACCUUUUAAAGGAUUCGUCUUAAUUAUUUGCGCUUAGGAUGACUUGGAAAUAAACUCAAAGAAGGUAAAAAAAUUAAUAAAACAAACUAUUAAAGACAUAAUUGAUAAAUUAAUUGUGAUCAGUAGUAAUCAGAAUUACGGAAAGAAGGAAAAAACAAUACCUUUUACACUAAAAUUAGUAUUAAAGGAUAAAAUCCACCUAAUAAACAAUGCUUCUUAUCUGAAUCUUUAUGAUAUUGAGUUAAAUUAGUCAAUUUUGAGGUUCAUGUGCAAUUAAAUCGAGUUUUAGGAAUAACAGGCUUUUUAUGGGAGGGAUUUGGAUUCUUAUCCAGUUGCUUAGUCAGGACUACCUGUUUUUCUUGAAGAAAUUCUGAAGUUUUAUACUGACAAUACGGUUCAUUUGCAAAAAUAGGGGAUAUUUCGAUUGUCAGGUUCCUAUGACGAAGAGAUAAAAUUAGUAGAUUAAUUAUUAUAAUCGAAUUAUGAAGCUAUAAAAGUUUCAGAUCCGAAUGUAAUAGCUACAGUAUUAAAAAACUCUUUGGUUAAUCUGAAAACUCCAAUUUUUCCUUUUGAAAUAUAUGCGAUUCUAAGGGAAACUGAUCCUUAAGCACCAAUUAACCAAUUGAUAGAUAUGUUCAGCAUAUUUUUUGCUCAUCUACCAAAAGUUAAUAGAUUGAUUGUUUUUAGAUUGACAGAAUUUAUAAAGUUUGUGGCAUAAUUCGAGAAUGAAAAUAAAAUGGGCCUUCACAAUUUAUCAAUAAUAUUCGCUCCAUGUUUUUUUAGAACGAAGAGUGCAAAUGAAUUAGAUAUUCAAGGUGCGAAGACUAUAGUUUUACAUUUCAAAUCUCUAAUCCAAAAUAUUGAUGAAUUUUUAGAAUAAUAAAAGAAACUAAGCUAAUGA